UCAUGACCACCAAGCUUCGCCUUCAAUCUGCUGCCGGACUCCUCUGUCACUCCCCCCGCCCGGGUCCAUCCUUCAUGAAGGGAACCAGCCAGCCGCCGCCAGCCGCUGCUUAAACGUGGAGGGAAGGACACGGAGAGGCACGCUCGCAGCUGACUGCGCGGCUCCAUUGUUAGUCCAGUGAAAAAUACGCCUCUGUCGACAUAUUUAGUGCAUUUGACCUCGGCGCUGGACCGAAAGGGAGGGACUGUUUGUUUCUCCAGGGGUCUCCGAGAACAGAGUCGGCGGUUGAAAGGAUAUUAAAGUGUGAGAGUAACUGGCCACGACAAGUGUGAGCCCCUGGACCUUGUCAGCAACAGCAGCGACAUCAGCAGACCGCACCUUUUUUUUAGGAGGAGGGAAUGAAACCGGAUGGGGUUACCAUGGAAACCACGGAGCCCACUGAAGCUGCAGCAGUAGCGGAGCCCUCCUCAUCGCAGGACAACAUAUCAGAGCAAGCCCCAUCACAACCAGAGGAAGCUGCAAAUGAUGCAGCACCCGGGGCUGCUCCGAAGACCAAUGACAAGCCGGUGGCAGCAGACCCCAAAGGCAAACCAAAAGGUUUUGCAACUAAAACACAGCCCACCGCCAAAUUUGCUGGGGCCUCGGGAUCCAACUCACGGCCAGGUACUGCCUCUCACCGCACGGUGAAUAAUGUCAAAUCCUCUAACAAUGUUUUUGCAGCUGCAGUCAAGAAAACGACGACAACUGCAGCAAAAGUAUCAACAGCGGGGGCUGUACCUAAAAGACCAAUGGGUGUAGCAGCAGUUUCCUCCAUGGUCAAGAACCAAACUAGAGUGCCUGACAAGAAGCCUGUUGGACUGGCCAGGAACACCUCUGUUGCUGCUGCCACAGUAACAAAUGGUACCAAACCAACAACAGUGAAUGGCAUUGCUAAGAAGAGACCAGUGGCUGAGACUGUUAGACCCAAAACCACAGCAACUGCCAGCAGACCAGCGGGGUCCACUGCCCCAAAACCCAGCACUUCGACCACAACAAAAGCUGGUGGUGCUGCUGUUUCAAAGACCACCAGGGCUGCUACAGGUCCCUCAACAUCUCGACCUGCAUCCACCACAUCCAGGACCACCACAGCUACAACCAAGCCCUCCACCACCGCAACUGCCAAAAUCGCAGCUUCUAGAGUUACCACAGCAUCCUCUACUGGCAGGACCACAGCAGCACAGCCUCCCAAAACUGUUGCUGCUAAGAAAGAUGUCAGUCGUCCACCUUCUGCUGCAGUGGCUAAGAAACCUACAACAGCUACAACAUCUGCUGCCACCAAAAAACCUGAACCCUCCAAACCCUCAGCCACCGUAAAGCUCAACUCUGCCUCCAAAUGGUCCACAACAGCGAAGGCAGCAGACCUCAAGGUGUCACAGGCCAAAACUCAACAGCCUGCAAAAUCUACACCCACAAAGAAACCUGUAGCUGCUGUUCGGUUCCCUGCCCUUAACAAACCGCCCCUUGGUCGAACCCCACCUGCCUCUCCAGCCAACAAACCUGCAAACAGCAGCACCUCUCAGACAAAACGUGGAACCAAACCCACUCAGGCUGUCUCACCUUUCACUGCUGCCAAGAAGACAGGGGUUACAAAUACUACCACACCUGCUGGUGCAGCGGUAGCAGCUGCCACAGCAGCGACUGUGCUAGCAGAAACACAAACGGAAGCUACAGUGUCCUUACCACAAGGAUCAUCCCUUGCUGCCUCUGCACCAGAGGUCGUCCCUCCCCCAGUCUUGGCCGAGGAUACCACACCAGAGGUGGUACCGCAAAAGACUGCUCAAAACCAUGCAGCUGCUUCCUCUCCUUCACAAAGCCCUGUCAGGACAGCCUUACCACAAACAUCUCCACCCCAAAACCAGCUAGAAAGCAGUGCUCCCUUACUAACAAUGCAGGAACAGACACCUGCCCCAGCUGAGUCUACAUUACCACCAAUGGCCUCCCCUCCAGUCCUGCCUGAGGAGCCUGUUAACCUGUUGACAGACCAAACCCCCUCCACAUCUAAUGCUCUCCCAGAAGCAGCAAAUGCCAUCUCUCAUAUCGUUUCUCCCACUAAUCUAAAUGAGGAGGAUGAAGAUGAAGAGGAGAGGGAGGGAAGCCAGCUGGUUUCAGUGUCUGAAAUGAGUGGAACCACACAGCCCACAGAGGAGUCUCGUCCUGGGUCAGCUGGACCAGUAGGAGGGUCUGCUUGGAGGGCCGGUGGCGCCUUGCUCUCUGAGCUGGACUCUGAGGAGGUAAGCGGCAGCCAGCAGGGCGCGUCUGAAUUGAGCGCCCCUGGUGUUCUGGAGGGCACGGAGAGCAUGGACGAUCUGGGAGACGGCAGUCUCAAAGGAGCCAUUGACAUGGAGGGAGCCUCAGCAGGUUCACCUGACUUUGAGAAGGUUCCUGACAUACCAGUUAAUGACUUUGAUGAAGACGAAGAUGACGAUUAUCGGGUGUGUGACAUGGAUGUGGGCUCAGAGCGAGAAGAUGAACCACAGAGACCCAGGCAUGACAAUGAUGUGGAUGAUGAGGAGGAUGAAGAUGUAGAGAUGGCUAGUGAGGGGGUGACAGAGAGUGGGCUUGAAAGCUAUGGCAAUGCAGAUGAGGAUGACUUUGCUGAGGAUGAAAGGCUGGACAACUUGAACAGAGUGGCCCAGCCGCCACCGCCCCCUCCUCUGCUGCCCUCUGCCCCCGCUGCUCAGUGGGACCAACCAAACCCCUUUGCUGAUCCCUGGGCAGAACCUCUUCAGCUGCAACAGGUUCUUGAGCAUGUCUCCCAGUCCGUACAAGUGGCUGGAGUGAAUGCAGCAAGCCCUUUGGUAGAUCCCUGGCAAACAGACUCUGAGACCCCAACUCAGACCCAAGCCUGGCUAGAACUAGGCUCUGCUCCUCUUGUUCCUGAAAACCAAGAAGCUCCCCAUCAUUCCUCUGUCAAAGAUGAGACACAAAGUCUACAGGCCCAAAUGUACAUGGAUAAGUCCAGCCUAGCUCCAAUGCAGACCCUCGCCCCAGCUCCCCUCUCUGCCCCAGGAAUGUCUCUGUCAAGCACCCUGAGCAGUGAGACCAGCACACCCGAGGAACUCUGUGACUACAGUCGAGACGGGAAGCUCCAGCCUCAAGAUGCGCAAGCUGCGGAGCUUUCCCCGCAGCCUGACCUGGACAUCCACUUGGUGAGAGGAGACAGGGAGGGAAAGGAGGAGGCUGAGGCGGAGACCCUGCCUGCUGCUGAAGUACUGGGAGGCCCUGCAACUGCCCCCACUUCCAACCCCUCCUCAUCCUCAGUAACAGAAGAUGAGGCCAGCGACACAGAGGGAGAAACUCAGUUGGAUGAUUCCUUGGAGAGUCCAGCGGUCAGCAACAUAACCUUUGACAGCCAGGCUCAAGCUCAGCGCUGCCUGUCCACUGUGGAAGAGGGAGAGGACGAGGGUGGUGCAGGUGACGACUCCACCCCACCCUCGGCUACAUCGUUGGCAUCUUACGGCUUUGACACCAUGACCACAGCUUCAAACUCCAACGCCCAGUCCACAGGGGAGAGCUGCAUCAAGAGCCCUGGCAUCUUCUCCCUGGAGGAGCUGCCUGAGGAGACCAAGGAGCCCUGUCUGAUCCCGCAGCCUCACACUCAGCCGUGCCUCGCAGAGCAGCAGUACAUCGAAUGUGGGAAGCAGGAAGUGGAGUCUGCUGAGCAUGUCGGGGAGGAAGUGCCGAGUCAAGAGGAAGCCCUGGAUGCUUUGCCAACUCCGAGCACCUUGCAGCAACCGGAAGAAAACCCAGAUGACAUCCAGCCUCCCUACUAUUCUGCUAUCUGUGAAAAAACUGAGAACUCUUUUGCAGGCUUCACUGCACUACCGCACCCUCACCGCUGCGAUCGCUCAGCAUACCCCAGAACCUACUGUGAUAUCGUCAAACCUCACAGCGCCUCAGUCACCCCGCCGAAGCUGACCUGUGCUGACCUCCCACCCAGGAGCCCCGGGCAGCAGGCGCUGAGCCCCCAGCUCCGCCGGUUGGAGCAACACCAGAGACAGCUCCUGGAGUUGCAACAACGCAGGGAGCAACAGAGCAGGCCGCUGGAGGAGGCGGAGCAGGAGAGGAAGACGAGGGAGGAAGAGGAGCAGAGAAAAAAGAAAGAGGAAGCUGAAGAAGAAAUAAAGAGGAAUAAAGAGGAGGUGGAGAGGAAGAUGCAAAAGCAGGCAGAGAAAGAUGAGGAAAAACUGAGGAAAGAGGAGCUUAAGCAGAGGAGAGACCUUGAACUGCAACUGCAGCAACAACAACAGGAACUGAAGCAAAGACAGCAAAUCAUGCAGUGGCAACAAGAGUUGCAACAGUCUAAUAAAGGUCAGACAGUGCUGCUCUCCCCUUCCUCUGGCCUCUGCACCAUCUAUGAAGGCCUGGAGCAUAGUGAUGAAGAGGAGGCUGAAGGUGAAGAAGAGGGAAUAAAGGAGCUCAACUCCACUAAAGAGAAAGAGUCCAGACAAGAGAGAGACAACGACGACUGUGAAAAGGUGACAUCAGAUGAAGACAAACAUCAAGACUCUUCACCGUCCACCGAGACCCCUCCUCCUCUCGCAGACUCCCCUCAGACACCCGGCAACCCCUCCCAGGAUGGAGGCAGAUCCUCCCCUUGCUCUCCUGAGUCUCCAGAGCGGCCUCCACCCCUGGACCUUGACUGGGGGAAGAAAGUGGACAUAGUCCAGCAGCUGAUCAAUCAGACCCUGCUGCUGAACAGAGAUGGCUGCUCCUCCCUGCUGCUGCUGCCAGGGGGCGCAGGAGGCACACUGAGCCCCCUGGAGAGCAGCCUGUGGCCCAGCCUGCUGCCUCCACUCACCCCUCCCUCUGCCACCGUCACCUCUGUCAGUAGUUUCUCCCCAGAAGCCACUGGGAGCUCCCCACAGGGAGAGUGGACAGUGGUAGAGCUGGAGACACAUCACUGAGGGGCGUGAUUGUGUAAGAUUUCACUCACACACUUUAAAUACAACAUUGCAGUACUGUUAAACAUUAAUAACACUCAUACAGGGAAGAUGACACAAAUGCUAUACUGGAAGAGGCACACAACAAACAAGGUGAUAUACACGUGUGCAGAGCAGCCCACAUUUACUGUGCUGUUUACACACAUUUAAGCAAAUUAAUAUAUUAAGAUCGCUUAGUUGAUGUCCAACACAUUGUACUUAAUGGUAAAGUGUUUGUCAUUCCUGAGUAUUUCAGAAAAAUAACCUGAGAACUCGGUAAUUACUUUGCAUUGUUAGACAAUGUAUCACAGUUCACAAUGUGUGUAUUUAAAAAAAAAUAAAUAAAUAAAUAAUGAUCUAUGAUA
Molecule: messenger RNA, 5326 nt
Organism: Siniperca chuatsi (mandarin fish)
Lineage: Eukaryota; Metazoa; Chordata; Actinopteri; Centrarchiformes; Sinipercidae
Gene: prr36a
Product: streptococcal hemagglutinin
Exons: 6
Coding region: 399-4946 (1515 amino acids)
Source: RefSeq, a predicted model, not a curated record